AUGUGGACAUUCCAGGCAGACAGAUUGAGUGGAAUUGUCUCUGCUUUAGCAGCUCUUUGUGUCGCCUGCUGUGCGCAAAGCCCCUCCACUGGAAAUAUUUCUGUGGUGAAAGAGAUUGUGGACAAGCUGCUGAAGGGCUAUGACGUCCGCCUCAGGCCUGACUUUGGAGGUAACCCUGUCACAGUGGGAAUGAGCAUCCACAUCUCCAGCAUUGACCAGAUCUCUGAAGUCAACAUGGAUUACACCAUCACCAUGUACUUCCAGCAGAGCUGGCGGGACAAACGCCUGGCCUACAACGACCUUCCUCUCAACCUGACCCUGGACAACAGGGUGGCUGACCAGCUGUGGCUGCCUGACACCUAUUUCCUGAACGACAAGAAGUCCUUUCUGCACGGGGUGACGGUGAAGAACCGCAUGAUCCGGCUCCACCCCGACGGCACCGUCCUCUACGGCCUGAGGAUCACCACCACGGCCGCCUGCAUGAUGGACCUGCGGAGGUACCCGCUGGACCAGCAGAACUGCACGCUGGAGAUCGAGAGCUAUGGCUACACCGUGGAUGACAUUGUCUUCUUCUGGCAAGGGAAUGACUCUGCUGUCACAGGGAUGGAGGUGCUGGAGCUGCCCCAGUUCACCAUCAUCGAGCAGAGGCUGGUCAGCAGGGAAGUGGUCUUCACCACGGGUUCGUAUCUGCGCUUGUCCCUGAGUUUCAGGAUUAAGAGGAACAUUGGUUACUUCAUCCUGCAGACCUACAUGCCAUCCAUCCUCAUCACCAUCCUCUCCUGGGUCUCCUUCUGGAUCAAUUAUGAUGCUUCAGCUGCACGAGUGGCACUGGGGGUCACCACGGUGCUUACCAUGACAACCAUCAACACCCACCUGCGGGAGACGCUCCCCAAGAUCCCCUACGUCAAGGCUAUUGAUGUUUAUCUCAUGGGCUGCUUCGUCUUCGUGUUCCUGGCGCUCCUGGAGUACGCUUUUGUCAACUACAUCUUCUUCGGGCGGGGGCCCCGGCAGCAGAAGAAGCAGAGCGAGCGCAUCAGCAAGGCCAACAACGAGCGCCACCGUUACGAGGAGAAGAGGGUGAGAGAGCAGGUCGACCCUUACGGCAACAUCCUCCUGAGCACGCUGGAGAUGAACAACGAGCUGCUGGCCACGGACAUGAUGAGCAGCGUGGGCGACUCCCGAAACUCCGUCAUGUCCUUCGAAGGCUCGGCCAUCCAGUUCCGCAAGCCCCUGGCCUCUCGGGAUGGCUUUGGCCACCACCCCAGCCUGGACCGCCACGUGCCGCUGAGCCACCACGCCGCCGCCCGCAACCGCGCCAACUGCCGCCUGCGCCGGCGGUCGUCCAAGCUGAAGCUCAAAAUCCCAGACCUGACAGACGUCAGCACCAUUGACAAGUGGUCACGGAUCAUUUUUCCGAUCACUUUUGGAUUCUUCAACCUUGUUUACUGGUUGUACUAUGUAAAUUGAUGCCUGCGGCCUCCCAGAGAGAUAAUAGGGACAGACGCUCAGACAAUGACAACACGGGAGUGUUGUUGGUCUUUUGGGUUUGGGUUUUACUCUUUACUAUCAUUGUCAUUUAUUCCUAUGGUUCAUUAGAUUUAUUCUAAGCUUACUCUUCUCUUUUCAGCACAUGUAGAACCACGGAGUGUGGGGUGGGGUAAAGGGAGAGGAAGGUAAGGGAGGGGGUUUGGUUUCAGGGAGGGAUGUGUUUGUCUUGAUUUUGGUUUCCUGCUGAAGGACUUAAACCAUUGUAAAAA
Ficedula albicollis (Collared flycatcher) is the source of this 1757-nucleotide messenger RNA. RefSeq names its product gamma-aminobutyric acid type A receptor theta subunit (gene GABRQ). Lineage: Eukaryota; Metazoa; Chordata; Aves; Passeriformes; Muscicapidae. Gene Ontology annotation, molecular function: extracellular ligand-gated monoatomic ion channel activity; GABA-A receptor activity; neurotransmitter receptor activity. Gene Ontology annotation, biological process: signal transduction; regulation of membrane potential; monoatomic ion transmembrane transport. The transcript is spliced from 9 exons. The record is from RefSeq and is a predicted model, not a curated record. Gene Ontology annotation, cellular component: neuron projection; GABA-A receptor complex; membrane. Bases 1 to 1467 code for a protein of 488 amino acids.